UCUUUCACUGGAGCCCUGGCCUCUUCUAUUUCUCUUCAUUUUCUUCCUCCUCCCUUUCAAUUAAAUCUCUGUCAUUGAUUCUAGAGCUUUUGGCUUUGUUUGCAACUGCACAAGCUGGCUAUCGAGAAUCAUCCUCAGAUUGGAACCAAACAAAAGAAGGUCAUGGUUGGUCAAAUGGUGAAUAGAAUGAAUAACAAUGAAGAUUUUGGUCCGCCAUGGCUGAAGCCUCUUUUGAGGGCAAGCUUCUUCAUCCCCUGUGAAGUCCAUGGCGACUCGAGCAAGAGCGAAUGCAAUAUGUACUGCUUGGAUUGUACGGGGAGCGCGCUCUGCUCUUAUUGCCUCUCUCGCCACAAAGAUCAUCACGUUGUUCAGAUACGUAGAUCGUCGUAUCAUAAUGUGAUCAGGGUUUCUGAAGUGUCGAAAUUUAUAGACAUUUCCUGUGUUCAGACCUACAUUAUCAACAGUGCUAAGAUUGUGUUCCUCAAUGAGAGGCCGCAGCCGAGGCCUGGAAAGGGGGUUACAAACACCUGCGAGAUUUGCUGCAGGAGUCUGCUUGAUUCAUUCAGAUUCUGCUCUCUUGGAUGCAAGCUUGGAGGAAUGAAGAGAGGGGACCCUGACCUCACAUUUGCUCUGCGCCCAAAACUCGGUAGGGAUUCGCUUAACGGGUCUGAAUCCGACGAGUCCUCAACGCCGACAAAGCUGCGAAAAACUGCAGCAUUCAACAGGACUCUUGAAUUGCCCUCUCAUGGAGGAGGGAAAUGGUCAGAAGAUGAUGUUGGCAAUGCUAGCAGCAGCAUUUCUCCGGCGACUCCACCGAUCAUCAGCUUUCGGACUUCCAGAAGAAAGGGUAUACCCCAUAGAUCACCUCCUUUCUAAGAUUUGCCAAAAAAAAAAGAAAAAAAGGGAAAAUCUAUAAAGAAGUUUCUAAAGUAUGUAAAAAAGAUUUAAAAAAAGAAGGUAUGAACACAGUGAAUAAAUGUGGAAAGCUACAUCCACCACCCUUAUAUGAAAUAGAAAGGUAAAAAGUAGGAACAAGUGGUAGAUACAUAGAAUGAAGAUAAAGGAAACCAUAGCUAGCUCUUUUUUACAUGUUUGUUGUGAAAUCAUAUCUACUUUGGUAAUGUUUCCAUGCAUAGUACUAGUGUGCUAGGUUAAUGGAUUGUAUUUUGUCUUCCAUAUAUAUUCUUUUAUUUUUAGAACUUGUAUUGUACAUAAUGUUGUGGCAGUUGUGUGUAAAUGGAAAGAGUUGAGAUAUAAAAGCAAUC
Messenger RNA from Asparagus officinalis (garden asparagus), 1265 nucleotides. RefSeq lists its product as uncharacterized. NCBI's taxonomy places the organism in Eukaryota, Viridiplantae, Streptophyta, Magnoliopsida, Asparagales, Asparagaceae. Bases 163 to 876 code for a protein of 237 amino acids. The record is from RefSeq and is a predicted model, not a curated record. The transcript has 5 exons.